Saimiri boliviensis boliviensis (Bolivian squirrel monkey) is the source of this 1238-nucleotide messenger RNA. It is a transcript of the gene CENPA, whose product is annotated as centromere protein A. The record is from RefSeq and is a predicted model, not a curated record. Gene Ontology annotation, molecular function: protein heterodimerization activity; DNA binding; structural constituent of chromatin. NCBI's taxonomy places the organism in Eukaryota, Metazoa, Chordata, Mammalia, Primates, Cebidae. Gene Ontology annotation, cellular component: nucleosome.
AUGGGCCCGCGCCGCCGGAGUCGCAAGCCCGAGGCCCCGAGGAGGCGCAGCCCGAGCCCGACCCCCGGCCCCUCCCGGCGGGGCCCCUCAGGCGCUUCCUCACGUCCACGUGGUUAUCGAAGGCAAGGUUGGCUAAAGGAGAUCCGAAACCUUCAGAAGAGCACACACCUCUUGAUAAGGAAGUACCCCUUCAGCCGCCUGGCCAGAGAAAUAUGUGUUAAAUUCACUCGUGGUGUGGACUUCAGUUGGCAAGCCCAGGCCCUAUUGGCCCUACAAGAGGCGGCAGAAGCAUUUCUAGUUCAUCUCUUUGAGGAUGCCUAUCUCCUCACCUUACAUGCCGGCCGAGUUACUCUCUUCCCAAAGGAUGUGCAACUGGCCCGGAGGAUCCGGGGCAUUGAGGAGGGACUCGGCUGAGCUCCUGUGCCCAGUGUUUCUGUCAGUCUUUUCUGUUCAGCCAGGGGGGAUGAUGCCAGGGACUCUCUGGAGCCAUGACUAGACCCAGUGGAGUCUGCGAUGCUGUCUAGACUUUGCUGUCUCUGAACAGUGUGUGCAUGUUGCUUUAAACUUUUUUUGGGGGGGAGAAGGAGAAGACUGCAUGACUUUCUCUGUAACACAGGUAAUAUAUAAGACAAUCGACAUCGUUCCUAAGGCCUGAAAAUAAUUUUCAGAUAAAGAGACUCCAAGUUUGACUUUAGUUUGUGAGUUACUCAUGUUUUGAGGAUUUUGAAACCAUCAGGUUUGUUGUGGUAUAGGAGAAAAGGAUAUGUACUUAUUAUUUUAGAUCUGUCUGUACUAUUUGCAUAUUUUACCUUAUGUACAUUUGUACUUUUAUUUUACACAUAAGGGGAAAAAUAAGAGAAGACCACUUUGAUCAGUUGCAUGGAAGGCUGGGCAUAUCCAGCAUAGACCUCUGCCCUUCAGAGUAGCCUCACCGUUAGUGGCAGCAUCAAGUGACUCAGUGGCCUGUGCUUGUCAACAGAUGUGGAGCUUUUCAGAAACUUAACUGGGGAUGAAUAGACGAUCUAUAAGCUUUGAUGUUCUGGUUCCUUCUAGUCAAUUCCUGUCAAAAUCAAUUCAGAAAUUCUAACUUGUAGGAUUUAACAUUUUACUCUUGUAAAUCAUAGAAGAGGUAUCAUGUCAGUUCAGGAUUUUAAAGUACUUUGUUGAUGCUUUUACAUGUAUUUUUGUAGUUUCUUUGUAGAGAGCUAAUAAAAAUCAAAAUAAUUAUUUAAUGAAAA